AUGGGCUUCAACAGGCCGGGCAAGGCCUUCGGGACCUCGCUCUCGACAAAAACCGCCAACAAGCUCAAGCGCCAGGAGCUCCAUGUGCUCAACAAGAAGGAGAAGGACAAGCUGCAGCGCGAAAAGCGCUUCCGCCGCAAGAAGGAGGAGGACAAGAACCCCGAGCUCAGGGCAGAGCGUCUCGCCAAGAACAAGCCCUUAACGCUCGACCAGAAGCGCGUGUGGGACGACGUCGACGACGACAGCCUCGGUCUGCAGGUGGACGUGGAGAGGCUCAAGAGGCGGAGGAUAGAAGAGGAGGAGGCGGCGCAAAACGCGCUGCUGGACAAGGAGAUUGACGCCGAGGAAGGAGAGGGUGACGACGAAGACGACGACGCCGACAGUAUGCUUGCUUCGGACGACGAGGACGAAGACGAGGACGAGGAAGCCGCGGCGGCGAAGAAGGCCGAGCGGGAGAGGAAACGCGAGGAGAAGAAGCGCGCGCGCAGAGACGACUCGAUGGCGCCCUCGACGACCAGCACGAACCUCGACCUCACCCCGUCCUCCCUCGCCCUCAAGUUCCCGGCCCUCUUCACCGACACCCCACCCCCGGAGCCCAAGAUCCUCAUCACCACCUCCCUCAACUCGACCCUCCACCACGAGGCCCAGAUCUUCCGCAGCGUCUUCCCCAACGCCACCUACGUGCCCCGCUCCUCCCACCGCUACGGCCACAAGUACUCCCUCCGCGAGAUCAGCAAGUUCGCCGCCAACCGCGACUACACCGCCGUCGUCCUGCUCAAGGAGGACCAGAAGAAGCUGACGGGCAUGUCCAUCGUCCACCUGCCGACCGGCCCCACCUUCACCUUCUCCAUCACAAACUUCAUGGAGGGCAAGAAGCUGCCCGGCCACGGCAACCCGACGAACCACUACCCGGAGCUGCUGCUCAACAACUUCAAGACCCCCCUGGGUCUGCUGACGGCGGCGCUCUUCCAGCGCCUGUUCCCGCCGCGGCCCGAGUUCGAGGGCCGCCAGGUGCUGACGGUGCACAACCAGCGCGACUACCUCUUCUGGCGGCGCCACCGCUACGUCUUCCGCGAGAAGCGCGAGACGGAGAAGAACAUCACCAACGCCGAGGGCAGCGACAUGAAGGGCGUCGAGGGCAUCCGCGUCGGUCUGCAGGAGGUCGGGCCGCGGUUCACGUCCAAGCUGCGGAGGGUGGACAAGGGUAUCGGCCGGGCCGGCAGCGAUGGCGACGACGCGCAGCCGUGGGAAUGGAAGGCCAGGAUGGAGAAGGACCGGAAGCGCUUCAACUUGUAA
Messenger RNA from Colletotrichum karsti, 1296 nucleotides. RefSeq names its product RNA processing factor 1. Gene Ontology annotation, molecular function: rRNA primary transcript binding. The record is from RefSeq and is a predicted model, not a curated record. Gene Ontology annotation, cellular component: preribosome, large subunit precursor; nucleolus. Gene Ontology annotation, biological process: maturation of LSU-rRNA; maturation of 5.8S rRNA. The coding region runs from base 1 to 1296 and encodes 431 amino acids. The transcript has a single exon. NCBI's taxonomy places the organism in Eukaryota, Fungi, Ascomycota, Sordariomycetes, Glomerellales, Glomerellaceae.